Molecule: messenger RNA, 5787 nt
Organism: Osmia lignaria (orchard mason bee)
Lineage: Eukaryota; Metazoa; Arthropoda; Insecta; Hymenoptera; Megachilidae
Source: RefSeq, a predicted model, not a curated record
ACCAGAUGGCCAGUCGGUCUCGCGCCUCACGCGUGUGCGGAUCGGUAAUUGUGGUUGUCUGUCGAGUUCGAAUAUCGUGUGCUCCGAUUACUUUAUAUCAGUUUUCAGAACGACUGUCAACGAUUGGUGUGACGAGAACUUGACAUUUACUUUGUCGUGUGAAACUGCAACUGCACUUUGCAUCCCAACGGAAGCGACACUGGUCCAGGACGAUGCCGGAAACGUAAGGGACGCGCCGAAGCGUCAACGACGGGAUGAUGCAGAAAUGGUGACGACUUUCAGCGUUCAGCAACUGGGCGUUCGUCCUGCGGGAGAUAGAGACCAGAAGUAAGGAUGGCCUUUCACUGGGAUAAGCUCUCACCGGCGGAAUUUCAACAGCUCCAGGACUUGGCAGCUUAUUCCACGCGAAAGCUACAGGAUGUUCUCACCGAGUUCUGCGGAUCAAACACAACGCCCAGUGGUGCGCCGAAAUAUCAUCCGGACGGGGAUAUCGAUUACGAAGGAUUUCGGAAAUUUCUGGACACCUAUCUCGAGGUUGCAGCCCCUGACGAACUUUCGCGACACCUUUUUCUCUCGUUCGUCAAAAGGGUGCCACGUGGAGUCGAUGGAAAGGCUUUUAAGGAGAUGGCUGUGUUAUCGUCGACCACCGCCUGUGCCGCGAUUACAUCUCAUACAACAUCCAGCAGCAACGUGAACAGCACUGGUCUACCCGGAGGAACAUCGUCAGAAAGCCACGGUGGUUCUUCCUUAGCCGAUAAGAUUCAUGGUCUCACAGAGAAGCUCCAAGCUUUGGGACACCAUAGAACGGAAAGCGAAGCAUCCAGCAAACCUCGUACAGGAAGCGUUCAUCCCAUACUGACGAUACAGCACACAUCGUACAGCUGCCACGACGUGCUGGAGAAGAAGAGCACGGACAGCAGCCCCAGCCACAGCCAAAUGUCACGGAAUUCGUCCAGGAAGUCGAACAAUUCGCUGCUCGUCAACAACGGGAAAUUGGAAGAAAUGAGACAUUUGGUUAGAAAGCAGAGCACGAUAGACGUUCAUUCGGUUAAAGUCAGCCUCAAAGAUAUCGUGUGCUAUCUUUCCCUGCUGGAGGCUGGUAGGCCGGAAGACAAACUUGAAUUCAUGUUCCGGUUGUACGAUACGGAUGGGAACGGUGUUCUUGAUACCAACGAGAUGGACUGCAUUGUCAAUCAGAUGAUGAAUGUCGCUGAAUAUCUCGGAUGGGACGUCUCGGAAUUGAAACCGAUACUGCAAGACAUGAUGAUAGAAAUAGACUACGACGCGGAUGGCACGGUAUCUUUGGAGGAGUGGAAAAGGGGUGGUCUGACGACGAUACCGUUGCUGGUACUUUUGGGUCUGGAUUCUCACGUAAAGGAGGACGGGAACCAUCUCUGGAGGCUGAAACACUUUAGCAAACCCGCCUACUGCAAUCUCUGUUUGAAUAUGUUAGUCGGUCUCGGCAAGAAAGGUCUUUGUUGUGUUUUUUGUAAGUAUACGGUCCACGAAAGGUGCGUUCAAAGGGCGCCAGCCUCUUGUAUAGCCACCUACGUGAAGAGCAAGAAAACGUCACAGACGAUGGUGCAUCAUUGGGUCGAAGGCAAUUGCCAUGGGAAAUGUUCUAAAUGUAGAAAGACUAUCAAGAGUUACAACGGUAUCACUGGUUUGCAUUGCAGAUGGUGUCAAUUGACUUUGCACAACAGAUGCGUGUCACAAGUAAGAGCAGAGUGCACGCUAGGUGAACACGCGGUCCAUAUCCUUCCACCAACAGCAAUUUGUCCAGUCGUCCUGGACAGGCAAAGAUCAUUAUCCAGGGAUAGCAAAAGAGGGAGCAAACAUGGGCAAGAAUCAUCCACCGUUAGCUCUAGCGGAUUUUUAACAUCUGUCAGCGCUACCAGCCAACAACCGGCGAUGUCCUUUCAAAUCACACCACCACUUGACACGGUACCACUCCUAGUGUUCAUCAAUCCAAAAUCCGGAGGAAGGCAAGGGGAACGCAUGUUAAGGAAGUUCCAAUACAUCUUGAACCCACGUCAGGUUCAUAAUUUAGCCGUGGGUGGACCCAUGCAGGGUCUGCAGAUGUUCAAGGACGUGGAGAACUUCAAGGUGAUCUGUUGCGGUGGCGAUGGUACCGUCGGCUGGGUUCUGGAAACAAUGGAUCGCGUUCAGUUCGAACAUCAACCUGCUGUCGGUGUCAUACCACUGGGUACUGGCAACGAUCUAGCGAGAUGUUUGCGAUGGGGCGGUGGUUACGAGGGUGAAGCUAUCCACAAAGUUCUAAAAAAAAUAGAGAAAGCAACAACGGUGAUGAUGGAUCGCUGGCAGAUAGAAGUGCUGGAUCAGAAGGACGAGAAGAAACCGAACCAAGACAGUAUACCGUACAAUAUUAUAAAUAAUUACUUCUCUGUGGGCGUGGACGCAGCGAUUUGCGUGAAAUUCCAUAUGGAAAGGGAGAAGAAUCCUGAGAAAUUUAAUAGCAGGAUGAAGAACAAACUUUGGUACUUCGAGUACGCGACCACGGAACAAUUUGCUGCCAGCUGUAAAAAUCUUCAUGAAGAUCUCGAAAUCAUUUGCGACGGUACUCCAUUAGACUUAGCUCACGGCCCGUCUCUUCAAGGAGUCGCGUUACUGAACAUUCCUUUCACUCACGGAGGCUCGAAUCUCUGGGGUGAACAUCACACGAGGCAUCGCCUUGGCAAACGAAAGAAACGACCGGACAAAGAGCUCAGCACCAGUAGUUUUAACUCUGUCGAUCUCACGGCUGCGAUACAAGGUACUCACCCGAAUGAUUUCAAACCCGAUAAGAAGAAACGUGAAGUGAUCGAUAUAUUUACAGAUAUCGGGGACAAUCUCAUAGAGGUAAUUGGUUUAGAGAACUGUUUGCACAUGGGUCAAGUGAAAACAGGACUUCGUCAUUCUGGUAGAAGACUGGCUCAAUGCAGCAGCGUCACCAUCACUACCGGCAAACGUUUUCCAAUGCAAAUCGAUGGUGAACCAUGGAUGCAAGGACCGUGCACUAUUCAUAUAACGCAUAAAAAUCAAGUACCAAUGUUGAUGGCACCUCCGCCAGAAAAGGGUCGUGGCUUCUUCCGUUUCUUAAAGAGGUGAACUCGAAUACACUUUAAAAUCGGAACCGAGGGAAAUAAGUAACCUUGGUUUCUCCUAUCCAAACAUAGUCCCGUAUGUUUUACUUUAUCUUGAUUAAAGACGGAAACGGAAGCGUAUCAUCAGUUCGGUCGUACUUGAGCUUGGGUAGCUUGGGUGCUCGUUCGAGCGCAAUGGGCGAGCUUCAACGUAACUUAGGUAUUCUUGUGUACAGUAUUUUUUGAGAAUAAUAAUAAUAAUAAUAAUAAUAAUAAUGAUAAAAAAAAGCAUCGUUCGUCUUAGAGUUAGGAUCAGCGGUAGGCUCGUCGGUCUUCGUGCUUUCGCGUAGCUCGAUGCGGGGAUUAAAAUUAAUGGAUCGUUUUGUAUAAUGCUGAAAUAGCGCCCGUGACGAAGUUUCUUUGUCGUUUCUCGAAAUCCGUGGCUUGAGUCUACCGCUUUAAAUACGCAAGUACAAGCCUGUAUCGAAGUCGAGCGUAUAAUUACACCGACACGACGGAUUGUACGGUAUCAUGCAAAAGAGAAUAAUUUCUUAGGUAAUUUUAUCUUCUAUUUAAAUGUAAUAAUAACUUCUCUAUUUAUUUUUCUUUUCUUCGUACAACACUUAUAGCGAUAUCGCAAGAGUUUCGUUUCCUCGGUAAGAACGGCAGGAUAACUCGAGGAUAAACGGAUCAUUCUGAUGAAAACUAAUUUUUAUAUUGAUUAAGGAACGCGUAUCUCUGUUGUAUGUUACUUUAUUAUUAUGUCUUUGAUAUAGCCGUUGAUCUGUGUAUCCUUGACUAGUCUUGCAAAUCAUUUACUUUUGUAAAAAGAAACGAACGGCGCACGAAACAAUUCAGAUCGAUCCUCUUUUUUGCACGACUCCGUCCAACAUCAAAGAUCUUCUACUUUCCUCUCUUAACGUUAGGAUUUUUGUACGAAAGCUUAGUCGUAACCGCUUAGAUGUAAAUCACGUACGAUUGGUUUAUUUAUUUAUUUAUUUAUUUAUUUAUUUAUUUACUUAUUUAUUUAUUUAUUUAUUUAUUUAUUCUAUGGCUCUACUAAGCCAGAGCAAUAUACGUUGUGAGCAUAUCAGUAGAGAUACAGCGUUGCUAUAAAAAUAGUACGCUGUAAGGUUUAGUUGUUGAUUUGUCUUUCGUAUGAAUCGCAAAAUCAGAAGUGACGAAAAUUAUGCGUACGCUUUCCAUUCGAUUCCAGAUUUAUUAAAUUUCUGUUCUGUUAUUUAUUGUUCCCUUUCACACGUUGGCCACUCGUACCAUCACUACAAUUAACAAAUUCACGCUUUUGCGAUCGUGAAUUAUUAAUAGAAGGCAGAUCUCGUAUGUCAUGUAUUGUAUUGAUAGAAAAGUAGAAAUCAACUCGUAGUAGGUAUUGUAAAGUUUAAUGGAAAUCAAUUCAGCCAACGUGUCAAGCACGAUCAGUAUUGCGGUACCGAAUUUACAGAAUUUUUCGUAGAAUUCUUCUCUCACUGCAUUCAGCGCGCAUUUCAAAGUUAGCCGCUAUAAACGCUUACUACAAUUUUCCAUAUUUUUCUUUCAUCUGUUCUUUGUUACAGAAAACGAAAACAAUAGAAUGAGCAUUUUUCAAAUUUUCCGUCCGACGUUAGAAUUAAACGAUCAUAGAAUGCAAUUACGUAUUAUGUAUAAGUUGAUUCGUUUUCCUUUCAAAUAGCGUUUAUUUCACAAUUUUCCGAAAUGUCAAUUCGAUGGAGCUCGUAACGAAUGGUAAAUGUAUCUUGAUAAAUCUUUGUAGCAAUAUCGAGCGGCAUGCUUCUGAAAAGAUGAUUCUUUUAUCAUCCCGUCGCAGAUGUGUCUGUUUCACCCCCAUGCUUUUGUAUGAACAAUGUGUAACAAAGAAGUACGAUUCUGAGCAACAUCCCGCAGGGACCAUCACACAGUUGAAAAUCCAUGUAACAAUAUAAAAUGAUCAUAAAUCUUAUCUUCUAGCAACGAUGACCAUUUAGCUUUGUGUAAUGUUUCAAUUCAGCCAGCGAUGUAACAUUUUCUGUAUAAAGGGCGUACAAUUAUCUUUCAACGCGUUGACAAAAUAGAGAGUAUCAAAGUUUAUUGUUAGAAACGCUUCAAUUUACUAUUUCGAAUUCUUUCCUUUUUUUUUUUUAAAUUAAACAGUCAACGUGUUAAUUACCUUUCCGAUUCGUUUGUUCGAAAUAAAUGCAAUAUAUCUCGCCCAAAACAAAAGAAUAAAUAAUAUCCGUGAUAGAGAGAGAGAGCGUUCUAAAUGCAAGCAUUCACGAGUCAAUAUUUUCAAGCAUGUAUUUAGAUCGUUUUACCACGUAGGAAUUGAUAAUAACGAUUUCGUAAAAAUUCUCGUUUCCCUUUACAAAAAUAUACGCAUACUUCCCUUUAGCGAUUAUACGAUCGACUAUAUAUGAUACAUAUAGUUGCUCUCGUUAGACGAAUCGAAAUAUUACGCUUAUGUAUAAUGAAUACAACCCGUGUUAAGGUCUUAAUCGUUAAGUCGUUAUCCAUUAGCGUAAAAAUCGGACGAGGUAGCAUGACGGAGAACAUUUAAUUGAACAUGGUCGUGCUCCCUUCGUCCGGAAUCUGUGAAUACUAUCGGCACAAUAAUUACAAAUAUUGUUUUUCUAUUGGAUUGGCGCAGUGUCUCAGUGUGCUUGUCAUUGUAUAACGUUAUGGUAUAAAGAAAAGACCCAACCAAAAAAAA